This is a messenger RNA of Nestor notabilis (Kea), 1035 nucleotides long. It is a transcript of the gene RIC3, whose product is annotated as RIC3 acetylcholine receptor chaperone. Lineage: Eukaryota; Metazoa; Chordata; Aves; Psittaciformes; Psittacidae. The record is from RefSeq and is a predicted model, not a curated record. The transcript is spliced from 5 exons. Gene Ontology annotation, biological process: protein localization to cell surface; synaptic transmission, cholinergic. Bases 19 to 1026 code for a protein of 335 amino acids. Gene Ontology annotation, cellular component: neuron projection; neuronal cell body; intracellular membrane-bounded organelle.
GGUCGCUUUCCACCGAGGAUGCAUUACCAGGCCACUCCCGACAGCCGACCUACCCCUCAUUUUCCAAGGUCUCACCUUGCUGAAGCAGUUGCCAAAGCCAAGGCAGGUGGAAGCGGUGGUGGAAGCACUGGUGGAACUGGGAGAGGUCUUGUAGGGCAGAUUAUCCCUAUAUAUGGAUUUGGCAUCUUCUUAUAUAUCCUGUACAUUUUAUUUAAGCUGGCUUCCAAGGGGAAAACUACUGCUGGAGAGAGGAAAUGCCCUACUGCUGCACCUGGAAACAUGAAGAGGAAAAUCACUGACUAUGAACUCACUCAACUCCAGGAAAAACUGAGGGAGACAGAAGAAGCUAUGGAAAAAUUAAUCAACAGAGUAGGACCUAACUGUGAGAGGUCUCAAAAUGUUACAACAGACCAGGAGAAAAGGUUACUUCAGCAGCUCCGAGAAAUUACUAGAGUUAUGAAAGAAGGAAAAUUCAUAGAUGGCAACUCGCCCGAGAAGGAAGCUGAAGAAGCUCCUUACAUGGAGGAUUGGGAAGGUUAUCCGGAAGAGACCUACCCUGUCUAUGAUAAUUCUGACUGCUUCAAGAGGAAACAGGACACAAUCCUGGUAGAUUACCCUGACCUGAGCCAGCCCUCCGCAGAAGAGCUGGCAGAGAGAAUGGAGGGCAUGGAAGAUGAGGAGCUUCUGUGCAAUGAAACCCUGCUAUCUGAUCUCAUCAUGGGAAUGGGCAGUCAUGCUUUAAUGCAGAAAAAGGACGAGGUAACUGGCAUCAGUGAAGAGGAGAGGGACCUUCAUCACAGCCAAAGCACUGAGGAGUGCUGCUGUUGUUACGAGGAUGACGAUCCUGCUGUCAUAGCAGAGAAUGCUGGAUUUCACUCUGAGAGCUGCAGCGAAGCAGAAGAGUCAACCCAAGAGGAUCUGUCUGUGGAAUCAGAAAAUGAAAAUGCAGCACUGAAAAAGCAAAAAGCCAGUGAUUCAGACGAAACAGGCACACUGAGAAAGCGCAACACGAAAGGACUUGAGUAACAGGGACCA